CCAAGCACACUGGUGAGAGACCAAAUUCUCUUGCCCACACAACGGCGCGCGACGGCGAACCUCUCAGGGGAAAAAAGGCGACGCGACGGCGCUGGAGCCGGCGGCCACUCCACACCCCAGAACGCGCUGACGGGAACGAGCGGAUCAAGGCCAGGUGCAUCGGCGGUGCCCACUGCUUCGCGGCGGUCUUCACCGGUGCCGUGGGGAUCGCGCCCUCUGCAGCCGACUUGUUUUGCACUUGUGGCAGUCUGGACGCCUACGAUCAAGUAAAUCAUGCGGGCAAAGCUUUGGAUGAGAUUUGCCCCCUUCCUUUCAAAGCGUUACAUCUCCACCUGCCGGACAUCCCCACUACCUCCAUCUUCAUCGAGCUCGGUAAUACAACCAUGGCUUUUUAUUGGCCUCGGUAACCCCGGUGAGAAGUACCAAUCCACCAGACACAAUGUUGGGUUUGAUAUGAUAGAUGCAUUUGCAGAGUCUCAGGGCAUAUCCCUGACAACGCAUCAUUUCAAAGCACUAUUUGGUGAAGGGGUGGUAGAUGGUGUCCCUGUUUUGCUUGCCAAGCCUCAAACAUACAUAAAUCUGAGUGGUGAAUCUGCUGGUGCACUUGCUGCAUAUUAUAAACUGCCACUUCACCGUGUCAUAGUGGCAUAUGAUGACACGGACCUGCCAUGUGGAGUUCUCCGUUUACAACCUAAAGGAGGAUACGGACGUCACAAUGGGUUGAAGAGUGUGAUCUACCAUUUUCGCAAGAACCGGGAAUUUGGUCGAUUAAGGAUUGGAAUUGGACGACCGCCUGGUCAGAUGGAUCCCAAAGCUUUUGUGCUUCAGAAGUUCAAUAAGACUGGUCGGGAACGGAUCGAUUCGGCCAUAAAGGAGGGAUGUGACAUUCUGAAGAUGGUGGUGACCAAGGGCUUGACGGAGGCGGCGAGGCUGUCAAAUGUGGAUCAGAAGUACAAGCAUCUGGUCUCACAUGACCAGCACUUGUAAUUCAAGAUGGCAACAAACCGCUUGGGCUUGGAGAAAUGUUGUGUGCUUUCUGCAAGGUCUAUGUGCUCCUGUAGUAUAAAUCGCAUGGUAAAAGAUCUAUAAAACCGACAGUUGUCUCACCCUCGUUGUAAAUCCUGUUUUCUCGUCUCUUUUUGAAGGGGUGAAUCAUGAUGUUUUUUCUCC
This is a messenger RNA of Triticum urartu, 1170 nucleotides long. Its product is annotated as CRS2-like protein, chloroplastic. The record is from RefSeq and is a predicted model, not a curated record. NCBI's taxonomy places the organism in Eukaryota, Viridiplantae, Streptophyta, Magnoliopsida, Poales, Poaceae. Gene Ontology annotation, molecular function: peptidyl-tRNA hydrolase activity.